Panicum virgatum (switchgrass) is the source of this 1682-nucleotide messenger RNA. RefSeq names its product solute carrier family 25 member 44-like. The record is from RefSeq and is a predicted model, not a curated record. The transcript has 6 exons. Lineage: Eukaryota; Viridiplantae; Streptophyta; Magnoliopsida; Poales; Poaceae. Gene Ontology annotation, biological process: transmembrane transport. Bases 259 to 1251 code for a protein of 330 amino acids.
CCCCUAAAACGACUCGAGGUGGCGCGGCGCACCCCAACAAACUCGCUCGCCCCCCUUCCUCCUCCCCACGCCGCGGCGGCCGGUCCCCUGCCUCCUGAUCCCCGUGCGCGUAUUCGCCCGCAUCGGCGGCCGACGACACCGGUUCGGCCGCGCGCCGGAGACGCGCACGGCGGCGAGGAAGGGGCCAGCGGCAUCUCCUCCAUUUAUUGUUCCUCUCGCGGGGCGGCGCCUCCUGUGUGUAGGCCUGGGGGCGGGCCCAUGGCGGCGGCGGCGGCGGCGGCGGAUACCCCGGAGGCGUCCGCGGCAGGGAUCGCGCUCGCGGAGGCCAACAUCCACUGGGAGAGGUUGGACAAGACGAGGUUUCAUGUGAUCGGCGCAGUCCUGUUUACAGCCCAGCAAGGUGCUCUGCACCCAACAGCUGUUGUGAAGACUAGGAUGCAGGUUGCUGAAGGGGGGCUUGCACACAUGUCUGGAUUUGCUGUUUUUAGGAGGAUAUUGAGAAGCGAUGGCAUCCCUGGUGUUUUCAGAGGCUUUGGCACCUCUGCAGUUGGAGCUCUACCUGGGCGAGUACUUGCUCUAACAUCACUGGAGGUCUCCAAAGAAAUGACAUUUAAAUACUCAGAACGUUUUGAUAUGUCAGAGGCAUCAAGAAUUGCUUUAGCAAAUGGCGUGGCAGGCCUAGUGUCGAGUAUCUGUUCAAGUUCAUAUUUUGUGCCUCUAGAUGUGAUUUGCCAAAGGCUCAUGGUUCAAGGAUUGCCAGGUAUGCCAACCUAUCGAGGCCCAUUUGAUGUGAUAAACAAGGUUGUCAGGAUGGAAGGGAUCCGGGGGCUUUACAGAGGUUUUGGAAUCACGAUGUUGACUCAAUCUCCAGCUUCUGCCCUUUGGUGGAGUGCAUAUGGUGGUGCUCAACAUGCUAUCUGGAGGAGCUUGGGUUAUGGAAAUGAUUCGCAAACAAAACCAUCUCAGUCAGAACUUGUUGCUGUCCAAGCAACAGCAGGAACAAUUGCCGGUGCUUGCUCGUCAAUUAUUACCACACCAAUAGAUACCAUCAAGACACGUCUUCAAGUUAUGGACAACUACGGUAGUGGCAGGCCAUCUGUCAUGAAAACUACCAGGCUGCUGCUAGACGAAGAUGGCUGGAGGGGUUUUUAUAGAGGUUUUGGACCAAGGUUUCUUAACAUGUCUCUUUGGGGCACAUCAAUGAUUGUGACUUACGAGCUCAUAAAGAGGCUCUCAGUGAAGUCGGAAUAAUACUUUUUUGACUUCUUUCCGAACAGAGGUUAUUAGUUCAAGAUCAUCUUUACCAAUACAGGCUAUCUAGUGAGUUGCUGCAUGAAAAGUAUCAGCGAGUAUUAUGAUCGAGUAGGAUGCUGAGCUACCACGUAGUUCAUUAGUUUCAUAACAUGCUUCUUCUGUAUGAGACUUGCAAUGUAUAUAUAUGCGCUAAAGGCUAAAGGCUUUCAGGAUGUUGUAGCCAGCCUCUCUCUAGUGUAAUGGAAACAGGCCCACAGGCUUGUUCUGGCUAAUGGGGCACCUUUUUCGCUGUACCUGUUAAUGGUUCAGCAAAUUUUUGGCAACAAAUUUAGCAUCCUUUUUGCUCAAUGACAAUUCUCCAGUUGUAGCUCCUGCUGUUUACGUCCUAGUUGGAAUCUACCAAGACUGUUCGUUAUAUGUAUAUCUUA